CGCGCCGUCCAGACCCAAACACUGCGCCCACGUGAGCCGCGCCGCGUCACGUGACCGGCGGCACACCCGGUGGGCGUCACGUGAGGCACUCGGUUUUCCUCCAAUCGCCGCCCAUCCUGCCGGGGGAUUCCACUCGGGACCCCGCCGAGGCCGUGGAAGAAGACCUUACAGGCCCCCGCCAGCCCGACGGGCCCUAUUUCCGCGCUCGCACCCACCCGGGCGGCAGAAAGCCUCGUCUUGGCUCCUCUCCCCCAGGACGGCCUCGUCGGGCCGGGCCCGGGCCUCGGGACGCGGCCCCGCCCGGAAGUGACGUCGGCCAGCGGGGCCGGAAGUGGCAGUGGAGGGAGGGAAGAUGGCGGAGGUGGGCGAGAUCAUCGAGGGCUGCCGCCUGCCCGUGCUGCGGCGGAACCAGGACAACGAAGAUGAGUGGCCCCUGGCCGAGAUCCUGAGCGUGAAGGACAUCAGUGGCAGGAAGCUUUUCUACGUGCAUUACAUUGACUUCAACAAGCGCCUGGAUGAAUGGGUGACCCAUGAGCGGCUGGACCUGCAGAAGAUCCAGUUCCCUAAGAAAGAGGCCAAGACCCCCACCAAGAACGGACUCCCUGGGUCCCGCCCCGGAUCUCCGGAGAGAGAGGUGCCGGCCUCCGCUCAGGCCAGCGGGAAGACUUUGCCAAUCCCGGUCCAGAUCACACUCCGCUUCAACCUGCCCAAGGAGCGGGAGGUCAUUCCCGGUGGCGAGCCGGACCAGCCGCUCUCCUCCAGCUCCUGCCUGCAGCCCAACCACCGCUCCACGAAACGGAAGGUGGAGGUGGUUUCCCCAGCGACCCCGGUGCCCAGCGAGACAGCCCCAGCUUCGGUGUUUCCCCAGAAUGGCUCCGCCCGGAGGGCAGUGGCUGCCCAGCCGGGCCGAAAAAGGAAAUCGAACUGCCUGGGCACUGAUGAGGACUCCCAGGACAGCUCGGACGGCAUCCCUUCAGCCCCACGCAUGACUGGCAGCCUGGUGUCCGACCGGAGCCACGACGACAUCGUGACCCGCAUGAAGAACAUUGAGUGCAUCGAGUUGGGCCGGCACCGCCUCAAGCCCUGGUACUUCUCUCCGUACCCGCAGGAGCUCACCACGCUGCCUGUGCUCUACCUCUGCGAGUUCUGCCUCAAGUAUGGCCGGAGCCUCAAGUGUCUGCAACGGCACUUGACCAAGUGUGACCUGCGGCAUCCCCCUGGCAACGAGAUCUACCGCAAAGGCACAAUCUCCUUCUUUGAGAUCGAUGGGCGAAAGAACAAGAGUUACUCCCAGAACCUGUGCCUUCUGGCCAAGUGCUUCCUCGACCACAAGACGCUCUAUUACGACACCGACCCCUUCCUCUUCUAUGUCAUGACCGAGUAUGACUGCAAGGGCUUUCACAUCGUGGGCUACUUCUCCAAGGAGAAGGAAUCCACGGAGGACUACAACGUGGCCUGUAUCCUGACGCUGCCCCCAUACCAGCGCCGGGGCUACGGCAAGCUGCUCAUCGAGUUCAGCUAUGAACUCUCCAAAGUGGAAGGGAAAACGGGGACCCCCGAAAAGCCCCUCUCGGAUCUCGGCCUGCUCUCCUACCGCAGCUACUGGUCCCAGACCAUCCUGGAGAUCCUCAUGGGGCUGAAGUCGGAGAGUGGGGAAAGGCCUCAGAUCACCAUCAAUGAGAUCAGCGAGAUUACCAGCAUCAAGAAGGAAGACGUGAUUUCCACACUGCAGUACCUCAACCUCAUCAACUACUACAAGGGCCAGUACAUCCUCACGCUGUCCGAGGACAUUGUGGAUGGGCACGAACGAGCUAUGCUCAAGCGUCUCCUUCGAAUCGACUCGAAGUGUCUACAUUUCACGCCCAAGGACUGGAGCAAGAGGGGGAAGUGGUAACAGGCACUGCCCGUGCCAUGCCAAGGUGGCAGACCGGGGCUGGGAGCCCCCCGAAGAGGCACGCCGAGAGAUGGGGCUGAGGAUGGCUGCGAGGAGAGGACAGGCCUGGGCGGGGCUGGCUGGUGUCCAGCACCCAGAGAAACGAGGGGCUCAGUCCACUUCGGGGCAGCUGGCGGCAGGCUCGGGCCUGCGGGAGCCGGGACGGGAACCCGGGCAGCUGUGUACAGACUCGACACGGGCGCUCUGCAGAGCGGUGGCCGCAAGAUUCCUUUUGUAAACUGCGUGGGGCGGGGUGGGAACUGGGGCAAAAGUCUGGCCUCUCUUACCCCAUCUCCCCAGCAAUAAACU
Suncus etruscus (white-toothed pygmy shrew) is the source of this 2242-nucleotide messenger RNA. RefSeq names its product lysine acetyltransferase 5 (gene KAT5). Bases 353 to 1894 code for a protein of 513 amino acids. Gene Ontology annotation, biological process: regulation of DNA-templated transcription. The record is from RefSeq and is a predicted model, not a curated record. Lineage: Eukaryota; Metazoa; Chordata; Mammalia; Eulipotyphla; Soricidae. Gene Ontology annotation, molecular function: histone acetyltransferase activity. The transcript is spliced from 14 exons.